This is a messenger RNA of Nyctereutes procyonoides (raccoon dog), 1137 nucleotides long. It is a transcript of the gene ZDHHC19, whose product is annotated as zinc finger DHHC-type palmitoyltransferase 19. Gene Ontology annotation, molecular function: protein-cysteine S-palmitoyltransferase activity. The coding region runs from base 1 to 1035 and encodes 344 amino acids. Gene Ontology annotation, biological process: protein targeting to membrane; peptidyl-L-cysteine S-palmitoylation. The transcript is spliced from 8 exons. Lineage: Eukaryota; Metazoa; Chordata; Mammalia; Carnivora; Canidae. The record is from RefSeq and is a predicted model, not a curated record. Gene Ontology annotation, cellular component: Golgi apparatus; endoplasmic reticulum.
AUGCCGCUCCUGAAGGCGCCCCAUCUGCCGCCUGGGGCCCCGCUUCCCUGGAUCCUCCCAAGCCUGUUUGCCGCCUUCAACGUUGCGCUGCUGCUCAUUUUCAGUGGCCUCUUCUUCGCCUUCCCGUGCAGGUGGCUGGCCCAGAACGGGGAGUGGGCCUUUCCCCUCGUCUCGGGCCUCCUCUGCGUCCUCACGGUCUUCAGUCUGGUUUCACUCAAUUUCUCAGACCCCGGCAUCCUGCACCAAGGCUCCAAUGAACAGGGCCCUACGAUGGUGCACGUGGUGUGGGUGAACCACAGAGCCUUCCGCCUGCAAUGGUGCCAGAAGUGCCGCUUCCACUGCCCGCCCCGGACCUACCACUGUCCCUGGUGCAACAUCUGUGUGGAAGACUUUGACCACCACUGCAAGUGGGUUAAUAACUGCAUUGGUCACCGCAACUUCCGCUUCUUCCUGCUGCUGGUCCUGUCCUUAUGCCUCUACUCGGGUGCCAUGCUGGUGACCUGCCUCAUCUUCCUGGGGCGCACGACCCACCUGCCUUUCUCCCUGGACAAAGCCAUGGCCCUCGUGGUGGCGGUGCCGGCCACCGGCUUCCUGGUGCCGCUGUCCCUGCUGCUGCUGAUCCAGGCGGCGUCGGUGAGCGCGGCCGAGCGCUCCUAUGAGGGCAAGGGCCAAUACCUGCAGGGAUACAACCCCUUCGAUCGCGGCUGUGCCAACAACUGGUAUUUAACGAUUUGUGCACCACUGGGACCCAAGUACAUGGCCGAAGCUGUCUGGCUGCAGAGGAUGGUGGGGUCUGACUGGGUGCCCAAGCAGAACCUGCACGGGCCACUGUGCUCCUCGGCGCUCCCUCCCCCAGCCCUCCCAGGGCCCGGGCCUGGCCCCCAGGCCCAACCUCCGGGUCUCUGCAAGCCUGGGACGGGUCCCCCAGGGAGUGGUGAGGCUGCAGCCCUCCAGGAGACACACACAGAGAGAGAGGCAGAGACACAGGAGGAGGGAGAAGCAGGCCCCACGCAGGGAGCCCGACGCGGGACUUGAUCCAGGGACUCCAGGAUCGCGCCCUAGGCCAAAGGCAGGUGCCAAACCGCUGAGCCACCCAGGGAUACCCAACUGACCUGUUUUUAAAGAGUUAAAGCUCCA